AUCAUUUCCCAGAGUGGGCUUACAAGACCGAGUCCAGCCCUGGCUCCCGACAGAUCCAGUUAUGGCAUUUCAUCCUGGAGCUGCUGCAGAAGGAGGAGUUCCGCCAUGUCAUCGCCUGGCAGCAGGGCGAGUACGGGGAGUUUGUCAUCAAGGACCCUGAUGAAGUGGCCCGGCUGUGGGGCAGGAGAAAAUGCAAACCCCAGAUGAACUAUGACAAGCUGAGCCGGGCGCUCAGAUACUAUUACAACAAGAGGAUUCUCCACAAGACAAAGGGCAAAAGGUUUACCUACAAGUUCAACUUCAACAAGCUGGUGAUGCCCAACUACCCGUUCAUUAACAUUCGGCCUAAUGGUGUCGUUCCUCAGAGCGCUCCUCCCGUCCCAACCGCUUCGUCCCGCUUCCACUUCCCGCCGCUGGACAGCCACUCUCCCACCGAGGAUGCCCAGCCCAGUCGAUUCUCCGCUGGCUCCCUGGUGCCAUCCAACCCCGAAGGGCUGGGGGACGGCGGUGAGAGGAAGCCGGACAUGCCGGAGCUGGAGGACGGCUCCUCGGAUUGGCGCCGUGGCGUGGAUCUCAUGGCCUCGCGCAACGCCGUGGGCGCCGGCGGCGUCAACCACCAGAAGCGCAAGCCCGACAUCAUGCUCCCUCUCUUCACCAGGCCCGGGAUCUACCCGGAUCCUCACAGCCCCUUUGCCGUGUCCCCUCUGCCGGGGCGCGGCGGGGUCCUCAACGUCCCGAUCUCUCCUGCGUUGUCCCUGACUCCCACCCUCUUCUCCUACAGCCCCUCUCCGGGCCUCAGCCCCUUCACAGGUAGCAGCUGCUUCUCUUUUAACCCCGAGGAAAUGAAACACUACCUGCAUUCGCAAGCCUGCUCCGUCUUCAACUACCACCUGAGUCCGCGGACUUUCCCCCGCUAUCCGCUCAUGGUGCCGCCACUACAGUGCCAAAUGCCCCUCGAGGAGCAGCCCCAGUUCCCCAUCAAGCUACAGCCUCCCCCUGUGGGCCGCAAAAACAGAGAGAGACUGGAAAGCGCUGAGGAGCCAGCGGCCCCCCAGCUCGCUACUCCUCCUCCCAGGGUCAAGGUUGAGCCCGCGAUGGACAAGGAGGCAGAGGCCGAAGAGCCACCGGCGAAAGGAAAAGAGAAAAGUGAGCGAGAGGAAGGCUCCGGCCUGGAAGAGGAGAGAGGGCCUGUGUUUGCCAGGCCAGCUGCCCCGUCGUGGCACCCAGCCCCGCCAGCACCCACCCAGGCCGGCUUCUCGGCCGAAGAAUCCCAGGAGCAAGGGGAGAGCAGCGGGGAAAAGUCAUCCCGAGAACCCACCGGAGAACCAGGGGCUCAGGAGAAGAGAGAGGAUGCCCUGAUGCCUCCCAAGCUGCGUCUCAAGCGCCGCUGGAACGGUGACCGCCAGGCCGACGUCCCCGAGGAGCGCCAGAACGGCCGAGUCCACUGGAACGGGGCGCUGGGCAGCCCCCACCUGGCCACAGCUCCCAAGGCCGUGGCGGCUGCCGCUGCCUCCGACACCUAAACCCGGGGCAGGCUCGCAGGUCCGGCUGCUGUGCUGAAAACAUCUGUGUAUUUAUGUAGCAAGGUUGCAGAGCGUGGGGGGCGGGCGGGGGGCUGGGGCUAGCCUGGUUUGGUAAUUCUAGAAACUAGGGGGUUUGUGUUCUUUGUUUUCAUUGUUGAAUUGCAGGUGAGACGCGGGUGUCUUGCUCCGAUGAGGAGAGGCGAGGGAAGCUGCCCGCCCUUGCGAGCGAGCUUCAGACCUUGCAUGAACUCCGGCGGGGUUGAGGCCUCCACCGGGACGGAGGAACUCCAGACACGGUCUAUUUUAUAUGCGCUCUAGUAUUUAUAGAAGCAGGAAUCUCUGAAUUCAUCUAGUUCCCUUU
Messenger RNA from Athene cunicularia (burrowing owl), 1884 nucleotides. It is a transcript of the gene ETV3, whose product is annotated as ETS variant 3. The record is from RefSeq and is a predicted model, not a curated record. Gene Ontology annotation, biological process: cell differentiation; regulation of transcription by RNA polymerase II. The transcript has 3 exons. Gene Ontology annotation, molecular function: DNA-binding transcription factor activity, RNA polymerase II-specific; sequence-specific DNA binding. Bases 204 to 1523 code for a protein of 439 amino acids. Lineage: Eukaryota; Metazoa; Chordata; Aves; Strigiformes; Strigidae. Gene Ontology annotation, cellular component: nucleus.